AUGCCAAAACGACAGCGAUAUUAUUCCAUUUUUUCGCCCCCGAGUCUUUCUAUGUCAGAGCUUGUAAAGACUACCCUUGAUCACGAGUCCACGGAUAGGCUCAUUGAAAAGUGGCUGGAACAUCACAAUGCAGGCCAUGACGCCUACAAUGAAUGGUUUAGGGAUGUUCGUGAGCGGAAACACGAACAUUUUGGAAAGCAAAUUAUUGCGUGGAACAAAGGAGCUUUUGCACCGGAGAAUGUAUUCUGUCGAACCGUCGACACUGGUCGUUUGAUUCCUCUAGAUCGCACCUGGACAACCCAUGUUUUUCAUCAUCAUUCAAUGCAAGAGAGGAAGAGGUCAAUGAUGCCAGUUGUUCUUACAAUGUUGCCAGAACUCAUGCUUCUUCGUGGCAUGCACGACCGCGGCUGCGAUGAAAUCUACAUCAUUGUCACUGAUCUCAAAAGACAAGAAAUGGAUGAUGUAACUGAGUACUUCAAACUUGUUUGCAAGCACUGUUUCGGACAACCUUGUAAACCUACAAUGGAGAAACGGAUAUUAUACGAACAUAUGCGGUUAAGCCAUACAUUGCUCCGACAACGAAGGACCCCAUGUUUUCCCCAGAUCGAUCUUGCCGUUCGGGCUAUCCUAUAUGAAAAACAACCACGAUUCCUUGUACUCUUCUCCUAUCAAACAACGUCAUAUUCUCAGAUCUUUUUCACCGACCCAGUGUUCGUACCCGACGAAGACCUAUUCCAUGACUAUCCGACAGGUUGUCCGACAUGUUGCACCGAUGACUGUGAAAUGAUUCGGUUCCCCAGACGAGGGCUUGAAACUGCAUCUGUGCUCAAAAUCAAAACGAAGACGAAGCGCAAAAGGGUAAAACCACGGGAUAUGUGUAAUUGGAUUGACUGUGAUGUAUCAUUCGGAGUCGUUCCUCGGCAUCGAAAAAGUACCAGCGAGAGCUCUGAAUGCUCGAACGUCUGCGAUGAACAGCAUCCACAGGAGAAAACAAUGAUUUUAGGACAAGUGUGUAGCAAGUGCAAACUUGUUAAAUAUUGCUCGCCAGAGCACCAACGGAACGACUGGGACGAGCACAAACGCGUUUGUGUUAAAGCAUAG
Psilocybe cubensis is the source of this 1101-nucleotide messenger RNA. RefSeq lists its product as uncharacterized. The transcript is spliced from 3 exons. The coding region runs from base 1 to 1101 and encodes 366 amino acids. Lineage: Eukaryota; Fungi; Basidiomycota; Agaricomycetes; Agaricales; Agrocybaceae. The record is from RefSeq and is a predicted model, not a curated record.